AUGUCUCUCUUCCGUGAUCUGAUUCUCGCCAACCAACUCAAGGACCUCCAGUUGGAAGACGAAUCGAGCUCCGACGACGAGCCUGACAAGCUCGACAAGUUCGACAACAUUGGCGAGAACCAGCUCCCUGUUUGCACUGUCGUCCAGAAGACCCUCGAGAAGGACAAGUUUAACCCCGACGGAACGUACGCUCUGGCCGUUUCGUCCUAUGUCAUCUUUAAGAUUAAGAAGGUUAUGUUCAAGGCUGGAAAGAAAAUCUACAGCUCCGGAGCGCGUAAGCGCACCUGGGCGGAGAUGAACGGCAGGAACGAGGACGAGGACGUCGGCGGUCGCGACCUGCCCAAGCUCGUCAACCUCGUCAAGCCCGCGCUCCCCCUCUGGCCCGGAUCGCCUCGCGUCAUCAAGGGCGACAAGUGUGACGACGCCCAGUACUUCGCGCCAAUUCCGAAGAACAAGCGUCGCGCUCAGCGCAAGCCUGUCGACGCUUAG
Apiotrichum porosum is the source of this 489-nucleotide messenger RNA. RefSeq lists its product as uncharacterized. NCBI's taxonomy places the organism in Eukaryota, Fungi, Basidiomycota, Tremellomycetes, Trichosporonales, Trichosporonaceae. The transcript is spliced from 2 exons. The record is from RefSeq and is a predicted model, not a curated record. The coding region runs from base 1 to 489 and encodes 162 amino acids.